AUGCUUCCUUCCUUUCCCGUGCUGCUGGAACCUACAAAUCAGUUGACCCCGGCAUGGACGUCCCCUCCCCUUCCCGUUCCGUUGGAAACUACAAAUCAGUUGAACCCGGCAUGGACGUCCCCUCCCCUUCCCGUUCCGUUGGAAACUACAAAUCAGUUGAACCCGGCAUGGACGUCCCCUCCCCUUUCCGUUCCGUUGGAAACUACAAAUCAGUUGAACCCGGCGUGGAUGUCCCUUCCCGUUCCGUUGGAAACUACAAAUCAGUUGAACCCGGCAUGGACGUCCCCUCCCCUUCCCGUUCCGUUGAAACUACAAAUCAGUUGA
Dracunculus medinensis (Guinea worm) is the source of this 324-nucleotide messenger RNA. The record is from the annotation of a GenBank genome assembly. NCBI's taxonomy places the organism in Eukaryota, Metazoa, Nematoda, Chromadorea, Rhabditida, Dracunculidae.